Messenger RNA from Sphaeroforma arctica JP610, 2350 nucleotides. Its product is annotated as CAMK/CAMKL protein kinase. NCBI's taxonomy places the organism in Eukaryota, Ichthyosporea, Ichthyophonida. Gene Ontology annotation, biological process: intracellular signal transduction; protein phosphorylation. The transcript has a single exon. Gene Ontology annotation, molecular function: ATP binding; protein serine/threonine kinase activity. The record is from RefSeq and is a predicted model, not a curated record. Gene Ontology annotation, cellular component: cytoplasm. The annotation marks the transcript as partial.
AAUGCAAGUAAUGACCCUUCUUGAUCAUCCGAAUAUAGUCAAGUUAUACGAACUAACGGAUACAACGGAUCAUUUCUUGCUGAUUCUCGAGUACGUGGCGGGCAGCAAUUUAACUGAGAAGGUACCCCUAUUCGCAACCACGAAGCGGAAGAAAUUAGAGCCCUUAGUGCGCAAGCUGAUGCGUCAGAUUAUGUCGGCCAUCGCGUACUGCCAUAAGGGGCAUGUGGUGCACCGAGAUAUCAAGCCAGAUAACGUAAUGCUGGACGAGGACAUGAAUGUAAAGCUGGCCGAUUGGGGAUUCAGUAAUAUCUCCACAGACUUGCUGAGCACGCACUGUGGCACACCUUAUUACGCGUCGCCAGAGUUAUUCCGUCCGCAUGCGUAUCUCGGGCCGCCGUCAGACGUAUGGGCGUGCGGUGUGCUGCUGUAUUAUAUGUAUGUGGGCAAGCUACCGUUCCGACAGGACCCCAUUAAGGAGUAUAUCAAGAAGGCCAAGUAUCAGAUCCCGAAGUCUAUGCCGACCACUUUAGCCGCUCUCAUUAAGGCCAUGCUGGUAGUUGAUCCCAACCAGCGGUUGACUGCUGUAGAUGUGUUAAACAGCGAAUGGAUUCAGGAGGGUGUGCCCAUACCACGUUCUCUAGUGGCUAGCGGUAGGGCCGGCAUGCCCAGGUCAACGUCAGUUAUAUUCGACCAGAAAUCAGGCAAGAACUCCGCCAUACACGACGACGUGGUGGCGCUGAUGACCGUACAUCUGGGGUUUACACAGCAGGAGGUGCAUGAGUCGCUGCAGAAUAACAGCUACAAUCAGAUCACAGCCACAUACUAUCUUCUACGCGACUCGCCGAAGCUAUCGCAGUUUAGAAAAUUUCUGCUGCACACAUCGAGCCCCGCAGUGACCUCAGAAGACCACAAUUCGACCAAACUGUUUGUUAUCAAGGAAUCGGGCGGGAAGAACCGCAGUGACGGAGACGUCGUCAAGAAAACCCCGCAACGGAAGCGCUCGGGUAGCAAUCGGCUGCUCGGUUUUAUGUUCAACCGAAAGACGCAUACCGGUACUGAGAGCCCCGACACACCCAGUAGAGUCCCAGAUGAUCGAACUGAUGAUGUCCAAUUCGAGAAGAGUUUCACGGCACUGAAAGGAAUGAGGUCUGGAGGGUCUGGCAUGAGCGGUUCAAUUGGAGGACAGCAACGUGGCAGUAAUCCUGGGAUGCACUCACAACAGAGUACUCAAUAUCUGACAAAUAGGAGACACUCUGUACAGCCUAUGGCGGAUGUGAAUCCGCAGGAUGUACCUAUACGAGGGAAGCUAGGUCCUAGCAAGAGCUUCGAAAUGGGCGGAUCCCCGCAGGUUAUGGGGAUGUCUAGUGAAAAUAUUGACUAUGAUGAUACGCAGCAACAGCAACACGUGGAAAUGCAGCAACAGCAAGUGAUGCUUGUGCAACAACAGCACCACCACCAAAUCUCGCCCAGGAGCCCGCGCGACUUUGGAGACCAAGUAGUCGAUGGAAACAGUCCGCGAGGCUAUAUGAACGGGUCUAGGAACUUGAAUGAAAGUCCCAGAGACUAUGGCAGUAGUUCUGUAUCCAGCCAUCCGCGUACCGGCAGUCACCCAGGAUUGAACCGCCGGAGUUCGGGCGGAAGGAUAGAGGACCAACUUAUAAAACAACAACAGACUUCUUCGCAAACGACGUACUACCAAGCCAUGCAGUAUGACGCUCAGUACGCCGCACCACAGCCUGUACCGCGCCCAGAUCGAUGACCGGAGUCUACUAAGUGUGACCCGAUCUGUCCACGUGGGUUGAAGCGCAAUUUUUUGAUAAGGCGAAGAGUAACUAAUGCCACAUGGCAAUACACUGGCGGUGAAUGGCAGUAAGCAGCCCCAAUUCAUGCACUCGUGGCUGGAAAUGAGUGUCUCUUGCAGUAUCACGUACAUAGCGAAUCAUCCAAGAUAUAUAUAAAAUGGUAAGCACCGCGUAUAGUCAUGGAUGUGGGCGGCAUAGCGGCCGAUGCAAGUGACUGUAUUUGCCAGUACAGUAUGAGCACAUGUAUGCGAGUCAAGACGACCGUCCUGCCUUCCCAUACUAGAUUGGCUGGUUUAGGGCGGCGGAUGGGAUCUGAAGAGCAUAUCCAGGAUAUAAUCUUUAGAAAGUGAUUGAUAUUCUCCAAAUUUCUAGAACUUUGUAACACGGAAAUAGAAGGGACAACUGUGGAGUGAUCAGAGAAAUCGCAGAUAGUAGUUGGAAUGAUGGUCAGCACACAAAUACGAUUCAAGGCAAAAGCACAAUGUACCUACAAUCAGAAUUACAAAGUAAAAGUUAAGAUAUAAAGAUGCACACAAGCGUGUUCCAGG